AUGACCAUCGUCCUGCCUGCCCAGCUGCGCACGCUGCCGCCCGCGGUGCAGCCCAGCCGCGACCCGUACCAGGCCGUCGAGGCGGCCGUGGCGCGCACGCUCAGCGACGAGCCCGUGUACUACGACGGCGGCGUCACGACGCUGCGCGAGCUGCUCGACCGCGGCAUCCCGACCAUCCUGCCGCACCCCAUCACGGGUGCUGCCGGCGCCAUCUUUGCCGAGAGCCUCGACGUGCCGUUCAUGCUGCACGGCGUGUGCAUGACGCCGCGCGAGCUGUGCGCACAGGGCGUGCAGUACACACACUCGCCCGCCGCACCCAAGCGCUCGUGCGGCGGCAGCAGCGACAAAGACGCCGUCUUCGUCAUUGCUGGCCGUCGCCAGCCCGUCACGCUCAACGAGCUCUUCGACUACUGCGUCGAGAACGCGCGCCACAUCCUCGCGCCGCCGAGCCCCGCGCGCCACGCCAACGGCGUCGUGCUGCACCCGAUCUUCGACCACAUGGCGCAGUCGAUGAGCAAGCGCCAGCGCCGCUCGUGGCAGGACCUCUGCGAGGCGCACGUGUUCUCCUCGCCGCGGCGCACCACGCGUGCCCUCGCCUCGGACGGCUCGCGCUCCCUCGGCUCGGACGGCUCGCGCAGCUCCCUUGGCUCGCUGCGCGAGGAGCACGGGAUCGCCGCCUGA
Molecule: messenger RNA, 681 nt
Organism: Tilletiopsis washingtonensis
Lineage: Eukaryota; Fungi; Basidiomycota; Exobasidiomycetes; Entylomatales
Exons: 1
Coding region: 1-681 (226 amino acids)
Source: RefSeq, a predicted model, not a curated record